AUGGCUUGUCAAGAUCAAUUCCCGAUCACGGAGUUGGUGCAGGCCUCUUGCAGUCAUGAAUACUGCCAGGACUGCAGCACUGCAUUAUUCACACACGCGAUAAAAGAUCAGUCAAUGUUCCCGCCAAAAUGUUGCGGCCAACCCAUUACUCUCGAAUCUGUACGGAAGUUCUUGACUGCAGAAUUAAUAGAUGAUUUCAAGAGGACCAAAGAAGAACGCGAUACGCCUAAUCGCACUUAUUGUUCAAACAAGACGUGCUCAGCAUUUUUGAAGCCAAUAGAAACAAGAAAACCCGCUACGCUUUGCGUUGAUGAUAACCUUACUUGCUCGAGUUGUGGAACUAUCACUUGUACUAUAUGCAAGGGAGCAGCUCAUUAUGGUGACUGCCCCGCUGACACAAACUUACAACGAGCACUCGAGACAGCAACGGAGAACAACUGGAAAAGAUGCAAGGCUUGUGGACAGAUUGUAGAACGUAUAGAUGGGUGCAAUCAUAUGAUAUGCGUGUGCGGGGCUCAUUUCUGCUAUACGUGUGGAGCGAAGUGGAAGACAUGUCGUUGU
Molecule: messenger RNA, 561 nt
Organism: Amorphotheca resinae ATCC 22711
Lineage: Eukaryota; Fungi; Ascomycota; Leotiomycetes; Helotiales; Amorphothecaceae
Exons: 3
Biological process (GO): protein polyubiquitination; ubiquitin-dependent protein catabolic process; positive regulation of proteasomal ubiquitin-dependent protein catabolic process
Cellular component (GO): ubiquitin ligase complex; cytoplasm
Molecular function (GO): ubiquitin protein ligase activity; ubiquitin conjugating enzyme binding; zinc ion binding
Source: RefSeq, a predicted model, not a curated record